AUGACUGAUUUCAACCCGUUAGCUAGGUCGCCUUUGGUUGGAACCCCUCUACCCUUACGAUCUGGCUUCGCGAACGGAACGGACGGAUCGGACGGAUCGGACGGAUCGGAUGAUAGCAGUGUUGACACUAUUGGGGAGACAGCGACUAUGUGUGUCAAAGAGCGCGAACGUCUUACAACAGUGGCAAAACGGAUGACUGAAAGUCUACUGGAAGCCACAGAUUUGCUCGGUGGAAUUCCGUGGAUGCUUGUGCACGAGAAGCACGGGAUAUCGCUCUUUCGCGCUGACGCUGCGACCAACGUGCCAUGCAAUGUCCAUGCCGUGUGUCGAUUUGCCUGUGACAUCGAAGACGUUGCUGCAUCACUUAUCACGCCAACGACGAACUCGUUUAAACGAAUGAUGACCAUGCUUUCAUCCGAUUUCUUAGAUGGCGCUGUGGUGCACACAAUCGUUGAGCCCACACCAGCCACGCCCCACCGUCAUGUCGCUCUUAAGUGGGCGGCUUUUAAAAGCUCUGGGCCUUUUGCUAAAGACCGCGAUUUACUUAUGCUUGAAUAUGUCGACAUGAUAGAGGAUACACAGGGACAGAGGACUGCGUUUCGCAUAAUGGAAUCAAUCGACACUCCACCAGGUUUUUCUGAUUUUGCCGAGUCUUCAAAGUAUACUCGCGAUCUCGUACCACUCAUUGGAUUCAUGUAUCACUCGACAAAACGCACGGGCGAGCUACGAAUGACAUAUACGUGCAACUUUGACAAGAAUGGCGACCUUCCUGCUUGGGUGGCAAAUUCGGCCAUUCAAUCGCAUGUAGAAAAGUGUAUUAAUGGAAUCUUGAGAUAUACGGAAAACUUUCGUUUAGGUCGCGAAGAGAUUGUGCUUUCUCAACAAGUUGUUCCAAUGGGUGAGCAGGAUCAUUGCCGAAUUUGUUCGAAGAAGUUCUGUGUGCGUCGUCGCCGUUACAAUUGUCUUAAAUGCGGUGAUGUGUGCUGCAGCUCUUGUAGUUCGGUACGCAGUACAUACGUACCAGAGAUUGGCGAGCGUCAGCUUCGAGUUUGCACAGCAUGCGUCAUUAAAGCGCGUCAGGCGUUGCGUACCGCUACUAAUUGCUUGGAUCAGGUAGGCGCUUUGUCAGGCUGCAGUAGUAGCUCAAACCAGGUUCAAUCAGACGAGUGCAAAUCGCCUCGCAUACUUAAUCGCGCACAGAGCUUCACGGUGACCAGACCCGAGACGAAGUACGACACUCCAAAGCGUCGAUCUUACGACGAUCUUCUUGAUCCCGUACGCUGCCGACUCAUAGAAUAUAAGACAUUUUCAUUAGGUACUGACGAGAGACAUGGCGCUACUACUGGCUCAUUCAUCGGUGUGCCUAAGGCUAGCUUCCCAACUCGAUCUUUUAGUGAUGGUCUUGUUAUGCGUAACAAAGCCCUCUUUACGGCUAAACGUCGAGGCAGCCCAGCAGAUCUAGCCAUUUCGAUCGAAGCCUUUCGUUUGCACCAACUGCGUAUGGGCAAUGCUGAACGCCAUCCUGAGAAUGAUUUGGAUGAAAAUGGCAAUAAUACGGACGACGAGUCUUGUACAUCGUGCUCUUCCGAUUCGCCGACGGACACGAUGAAACGACGGUCGCCCACAGUCCCACUUCCUUGUACUGGCCGCUAUUGCGCUCAAGCUAAUGAUGUGAGAGUUCAAGAUCCAAUGACGAAAAAUGGGGAAGACAAGUCUGAAUUUGGUGAAGCGAUGGCGCGCGCCAAGAACAUCAUUAUUGCAGCUAAAUACGCAAACAAUCUGGCCCAGGAAGCCCGAAAGAUUUCGCAUAGCCGUGUAGUAGCACUUCAACAAGAGCACGAGGUCAUGGCACCUAUGCAUCGUAAUGAUGGCGACCAGAGCAGUAAUAACCCUCGUCAUAGCCACCAUGGAAGUCGUUUUGAAUCAUCGGCGGGUGUUGGAGCCGUGCUGUUUUCUAAAUGA
Molecule: messenger RNA, 1962 nt
Organism: Plasmopara halstedii
Lineage: Eukaryota; Oomycota; Peronosporomycetes; Peronosporales; Peronosporaceae
Exons: 1
Coding region: 1-1962 (653 amino acids)
Molecular function (GO): metal ion binding
Source: RefSeq, a predicted model, not a curated record